Messenger RNA from Cuscuta campestris, 937 nucleotides. NCBI's taxonomy places the organism in Eukaryota, Viridiplantae, Streptophyta, Magnoliopsida, Solanales, Convolvulaceae. The record is from the annotation of a GenBank genome assembly.
GGAAAAAGAAAAUGAGAAAAAAAACCUUUUUCUUGUUUGGCAAAAUGAACUAAGAGGAUGAAAAACCAAAUUCUUCCCAUUUUGGUGAAGCAACUGAAGGAAAACCAUUUUCUUUUCUUUUCCUUCCAAAUUCCUUGAACCAUAGUGUUAAAGUUUCAUCUAGGAAAUCCUAUUUUACAUCUUUUCUUAGUCUGUUUGGGUGAUUGAAAUGUUUAUACGGUACGGAAUAACUAUUCUGUUUGAGAAGGUUGGUCUGACUAAAACCGUUGUCUUGCCAUCUAUGUCAACUCUACUGCUAGGGGGUUUAAGUGAUCAUAUGAAAGUGCAUGCAAAUGAGUUCAGGUAUGAGGAAUCUUUGUGCACGGGUGAGAUUGUGAAGAAGAUGGAGUCCCCCAUUGACAAGGUUCAAGCUUUCAGUGAAAUCCUGCAACAGAGCUGCGGUGGUGAUGGGGGUGACAGGAAGAAGAAGAAGAAGAGACUGACGGUUUACAUUGGGGAUUCGGUAGGGGACUUGCUUUGCUUGCUUGAAGCUGAUGUGGGAAUCGUGGUGGGUUCGAGCUCGAGCUUAAGAAGGGUUGGGAACCAUUUCGGGGUCAAAUUCGUCCCACUGUUUCCCGGCGUGGUUGAGAAGCAGAAGGCAUACCCUGCAGAGGGUGGUGGUGACCCUUGGAAGGGGCUGUCCGGCAUUCUUUACACUGCAUCUGGCUGGUCUGAGAUACAUGCUUUUCUUAUCGGCUCUUAGGUUUUGUUUUCGCUUUUUCAAAAAAAAAAAAAUACGUACUACGUAAGACGAAAAAAAAUUGUUGAUAGAAAUGAGAUAUGUACAUGUCGAUGGCCAAUUUUAUCGCAGGCCACGCCCCGCAACAACAUUGCUCUUAUCUCUCCCCUUUUGUUUUCCUUGUAGACAUGAUAGUAAAAAAAAAGAGGCAAUUGUGCU